Molecule: messenger RNA, 759 nt
Organism: Eimeria maxima
Lineage: Eukaryota; Apicomplexa; Conoidasida; Eucoccidiorida; Eimeriidae
Exons: 7
Coding region: 1-759 (252 amino acids)
Biological process (GO): ribosome biogenesis; snoRNA guided rRNA pseudouridine synthesis
Cellular component (GO): box H/ACA snoRNP complex
Molecular function (GO): box H/ACA snoRNA binding
Source: RefSeq, a predicted model, not a curated record
AUGCAUGCAGGGGGCCCUGGUAUUUUCUUUGGCGCAGAGCAGACGGAUGAACGAACUUGUGCUGCUGCUGCUGCAGCAACAGCAGCAGCGGCCACCAUGAGUGGCCGCGGGGGUCGCGGCGGUUUUCGCGGCGGUUUUCGCGGUGGCCGUGGCGGCGGCAUGAGAGGAGGCAGAGGAGGAGGUGGAGCUGAGGCAGGAGAGGUAAUGCAUGCAGCAGAGAAUGAAUUAGUGGUUAAGGGUUUGCUGCAGCAACAAGUCCCUUAUUUUAAUGGAAGAAUUUUCCUGUCUAAUAAAGAAGAAGUUGGCAGAGUUGAUGAAAUCUUGGGCCCUAUUAAUGAAAUGUAUUUUUCGGUUAAGUUGAAUGAAGGCAUAAAGGCUUCAUCGAUCAAACCCUCAACCAAAGAGGGGGAAACGCUUCUCGUGGUGGCCGAGGAGGGUUUAGAGGGGGCCCCCCUAGAGGAGGAAGAGGAGGCCCAAGAGGAGGAGGGUUUAGAGGUGCACCCAGAGGAGGAGGAGGUGGAUUCAGGGGGGGAAGAGGAAGAGGACGUUAAGAAUCUAGAGCAGCAGCUGCUGCUGCUGCCGCAGCAGGAGCAGCAGCAGCAGCUGCUGCAGCUUGAGAAGAUCUUGCAGCAGGAGGUGCAGAAGCCCCGUCUGCCGCUUCCCUUUGCAUGCAAGGAGCAGCAGCAGCAGCAGCAGCAGAAGCAGCAGCAGUUGCUGCAAAUGCUGCAGCUGCAACCGAUGUUAGUGGGGGCCUCUUAG